AUGACAGCAGUCUGUAUAUGUCGCAGCCAGCAUCUGGCAUCUUCUCAGAUCUCAGCAGGUUCUGUACAUAGUGCCUCGCCUGGAGAUAGGCAAAGUGAUGGCUAUUCGAUUUAUUUUGAUGCAAAUAUAGACAAAGAGUAUGUGGUACAACCGGCUGCUCCAAUAAAAAAUAAUUUCAGGGAAAAUUGCAGUAGCAUCAUGGCUUUGAAGAAUCCAACUAUAAAUCUUUUCAAAAUUAUACUUUUUCCUUCAAUUUUAUUUUUUGGGACAAUUUUCAACUGUAUUGGUAUACAUAUUUUCUAUUUUAAAAUGAAGACUUAUACAGAAACAAGAGUGUUCAUUAUGAACCUGUUAGUUAGCGACUGUUGCUUGCUCAUUACUAUUCCCUUCCGAUUGUACGAUACAAUAUACGGGUGGGAGAUGACUAACACAUGCCGUACCAUCCGGUCUGCAUACUUUAUGAACAUAUACAUGAGUAUUUCCAUAAUUACAUUAAUCUCUGUGGACAGAUACCUGGCCAUAAAAUUUCCCUUGAGCUCAAGAUCUUUGCGUUCACCUAGGAAGGCUGCAGUGGUUUGUGGGACUAUAUGGAUGCUUCUCAUUUUAAGCUACAUAUUUGGUGAACUAAUGUUUAAAAUCAAAAUAGGGGUAGGCUUCUGUUUCAGGAAGACCAUGCCAAAACACCUUUAUGGAAGCCUUUACAUUAGCAUCCUGGGAUUUUAUACUCCUCUAAUUAUAAUAAUGUUUUGCUCCAUUGAAGUUAUCAAAACCCUAAAGACAAAGGACUCAAACAGUCUACAUGAACAACAUUGUAUACGAAAAUCAGUUUAUAUUGUUUCCAUCAAUCUAAUUGUUUUCCUGUUGUGCUUUUUGCCUGUUCAUAUUGCUUAUAUUAUACAGUUUAUUGUAGAGUACAUACAAUUAGAUUGUUUCCUGAUAACACAAAUGAAUAAUUAUGUUAGUGCUUUGCAAGUUAUUGGUGAUCUGAACUGCUGCCUUGAUGCACUCUACUAUUAUUUGGUGGCGAAGGAAUUUUCUGGAAAAAAAAUAAAGUUAACAAAAGCUGUAGAAUUGAAUCAAAUAACAGAACAGACACAGCAGUCAAACCUUUAGCAAAUGUAGUAGAAUUAUUGCGAGUUACAAAAACAUAUCUAAGCUAAAAGAUGACAUCAACGGAGGUCUCCUAGUGAAAUAAGUUUAAUCAUUAAUCUUUUUAUAGAUUUCUUUUGAUGCAAAUAUAGACAGAGAGUAUGUGGUACAACCGGCUGCUCCAAUAAAAAAUAAUUUCAGGGGUACUUACUUUAUAAGGCUUCCUACAUUAGUGAAAAAAUGACCAAAAGUUAUGGGCACUUAAAGCAUUCAACAGGAGGUCAUGAGGGAUUAAACACAUAAAAUGUAAUGCACUUUUUGUGUAAGGUAUGGAAACAAGUUUGAUUAGAAUGCAAUAUCCCAAAUACCUUUCUAAAAAAGAAAACUUGAAUUUAGUAUGCAUUUAACAGUAUUUGUAUAUGAUGGCAUAAAUAGUGACUAAAGAAAUGUGCUAAUUAAGCAUAAAACAAAUAAACAACCAGAGUUAAAAAAGAAA
This is a messenger RNA of Bombina bombina (fire-bellied toad), 1585 nucleotides long. RefSeq names its product G-protein coupled receptor 35-like. Lineage: Eukaryota; Metazoa; Chordata; Amphibia; Anura; Bombinatoridae. The transcript is spliced from 3 exons. The coding region runs from base 1 to 1113 and encodes 370 amino acids. The record is from RefSeq and is a predicted model, not a curated record. Gene Ontology annotation, cellular component: membrane. Gene Ontology annotation, molecular function: G protein-coupled receptor activity. Gene Ontology annotation, biological process: positive regulation of Rho protein signal transduction; phospholipase C-activating G protein-coupled receptor signaling pathway.